Nicrophorus vespilloides is the source of this 2078-nucleotide messenger RNA. Its product is annotated as poly(A)-specific ribonuclease PARN-like. The record is from RefSeq and is a predicted model, not a curated record. The transcript has 13 exons. Lineage: Eukaryota; Metazoa; Arthropoda; Insecta; Coleoptera; Silphidae. Bases 237 to 1988 code for a protein of 583 amino acids. Gene Ontology annotation, biological process: nuclear-transcribed mRNA poly(A) tail shortening. Gene Ontology annotation, cellular component: nucleus; cytoplasm. Gene Ontology annotation, molecular function: metal ion binding; poly(A)-specific ribonuclease activity; RNA binding.
GUAACUCGUGUGCAUUUGGUUGCUCGUACGUGUUAACUGUUUUUCAUGUUAACUGAAGAAAAAAUAGACUUUCCCGGCAUGGAUCUAGGGCCGAUUCAGACGUAUUUUUACUAACUGACACUAUCUGGAAACAACACAUUUUCUUCUACCACAGACGAAAAUUACAAGAAAAUUCAUCACAACUACAAGUUCUACAUUUCAAGCAAAUCAACCGAUGUGAAUACCAUAAAGUUAAUAUGGAAAUUACAAAGUCAACCUAUUUCGAGAAGCUGCCUGAAGUCAAGGCAGCAAUCGAUGCAUCCACUUUCAUUGCAAUUGAUUGUGAAUUAACUGGCAUCAACACUACCUCAGAGAUCAAUGCUUAUGACACCCCAAAACAAUACUUUGAAAAGGUCCACAAGAAUUCCAAGGACUUUCUUGUCAUUCAAUUUGGAAUAUGCACUUUCACAUAUUGUGAAAAAAGUAAAUCCUUUCAGCAGCAAGCUUUCAAUUUUUACAUAUUUCCACGACCCUUGAAUCGAAUGGUACCUGAUUGCAGAUUUCUCUGUCAAUCCUCUAGCAUAGAUUUCUUGGUCAAACAAGGUUUCGACUUCAACAAAUUGUUCAAUGAAGGUAUUCCAUAUUUGAAUACGCAGCAUGAAGCCAAGUACAGAGAAGUUUUGGAGGAAGGAAGGCAAGCGAGGGCAAAGUUGUAUCUGUCACCACAAACUUUAAAUAGGAUAUCCAUACCUGAAGAGGAUCAACCAUUUAUAGACAAAGUCUUCGCAGAGAUUGAGAAAUUCAUUGCGAGCGAUAAGGACGAGCACAUUCUGCCGAAAUGUAAUCCGUUUAUUAGGCGAUUGAUUUAUCAAACGGCGAGGGAAAGGAUCGACAAGAGGGCGAGUUUGGAAACGAGGCAGCUAGAGAACAAGGAUCGCGUUUUGGUUGUGACUAGGCCGAAGAGCAUCGACGAUAGAAACAAGGAUGAAGAAAACAAGAAACUCGAAGAGGCGGAGGUUUUGAAGCAGGCAAUUGGAUUUUCGGAAAUCAUAAAAUAUUUAGCGCAAUCCAGGAAAUUAAUUGUUGGGCAUAAUAUGCUUUUGGACGUAUGCCACACAAUAGACAAAUUUUUGAGUAAUCUGCCCGAAAAGUACGAAUCGUUCAAGGAAUGUGUUAAUUGUUUAUUUCCUUUUAUUUUAGACACGAAAUAUAUGUCGAGUAGCGGUCCUUUUAAAGAUUUAAUUACCUCCACGGUGUUGUCGCAUUUGCUGACAACAGUUACAAAUUCUCCGUUCGGUUUACCGAAGAUAGAUUCUGAAGCUGAAAAUGGUUAUUCUUUGGAUAGCAGUAAAGAACACGAGGCUGGCUACGACGCUUACAUAACAGGGCUAUCUUUCAUAGCGAUGUGGAAGUAUUUGGGGAAAGGUAGCGACUCGACGUUCAAGGAUUUCAAAUUGCUGAAGCCUUACAUAAAUCGUUUGUUCCUGAUGCGCAUCCAGGACGCUCCUUACAUGCAACUAGACGGAGCGGAUCCUAAUCCAUCCCGAGAUCACGUGUUUUAUUUGUUGUUUCCGAAGGAGUGGAAACUGAACGACAUAACGGAGCUCUUCAGUCCGUUCGGGAACGUCUAUGUGGCCUGGCUCGACGAUAGGUCCGCAUACAUAGCCCUUCAUAAACGGGAACAGGCUGCGGUCGCAUUGAGCACUUUAUCCCAGAGCGAUAGGUACAGCAUAAUGACCUACGUUCGGAGGCAGGCGAUUCUCGCCGGUAUUUCCUCUAUACAGACGUCUCCGUUGGCUAGGAGACGGAAGUCGUCUGAAGGACUGCCACCGCGAAAGAGACGAAAGUCUAAUAAUGACUCGAACGUUUUCAAGAGGGGCUCCAUAGAGCCGGUGAUGGAGGUGGAAAUGAGCGAGGAGGCCGAGGCGGACUCCACGAAGCCUUGUCUGAUCAAACCGAGGAAGAGGACCAUCAGCAAAACGUUCGAGGAAGACAACUCAUGGGAAUAGUGAUUGCUCCUCUCCAUUUAUUUGUACAUCCCUCUUUACAGAUACAAAAUUGUACCUUUGUAUGCCAUUUCAUUGAAGAAAAUAGAAAAA